Messenger RNA from Mugil cephalus (flathead mullet), 3846 nucleotides. Its product is annotated as mixed lineage kinase domain-like protein. The transcript is spliced from 11 exons. Bases 325 to 1758 code for a protein of 477 amino acids. Gene Ontology annotation, molecular function: protein kinase activity; ATP binding. NCBI's taxonomy places the organism in Eukaryota, Metazoa, Chordata, Actinopteri, Mugiliformes, Mugilidae. Gene Ontology annotation, biological process: protein phosphorylation; cell surface receptor signaling pathway. The record is from RefSeq and is a predicted model, not a curated record.
GUUCACGGGUGUGUCAUAUGAAGUCAUCGUGUUUGGAGGUUAAUUAAAAAACAGUUAGUCUGGAUAUCUACUGAUUUAUUCCCCUUUUGGGAAAUAUACCUCAGCUUCAAGGAUAAAAUAAACAAAUUUUGGGCUUGUCAGAGCGGUGAUACACACACACAGAGUGGGGAAGGACUCAGAGAGAACCAGGAAGCUGCGAGCAGCAGAAGGAGGACCUACAAGUCUACGGAGGCCACUUUCAUUUUCUUUCAGUGCUCACAAACUACAUACAGCCUACCUGAGUUGACACAGGCAGCUUUUAGUGACUCCCUCUAACACCCAAUCAUGGACUUUAUAGAUCCCAUCCUGUCCAUAGCCUCACAGAUCUACACGCUGGCUGAAAAUGUUAAGGCCAAUAAGAAGCGCUGCCGCCGCGUUUCAGACCGAGUGAAAGCCUUGGAUGAGCUGGUAAGGUCUAUCAAAAAGAGGAAGCCAGACCAAAUCUCUGCAGAGGUAAAGCAAGCCCUUGGGGAACUCUCAAUCACCCUGAACUCAGCACAGGAGCUCAUUAAAAAAUACACGCUGGCCAACUGGGUGCGGCGGGUCCUGAGCUCCAGCAGCCACGGGGACGAGUUCAGCAGCGUGAAUGAACGCCUGAACGAUGCCUUCCAGAUCCUGUCCGGGGCUCUGCAGGUGGAGCAGGGGAACAUUCUGUACAAAGUGUUUGAACUGAGCCGCAGGGCAAAAGAAGAUGAUGCGGACGGUAGAGAUGAUGACAAAGAGCUGGAGAAAUGUCUCCUGGAGUACAUGAAAUCUCAGCAAGAGAAAACGGACGCCAUGCUGAAGAGCUUUGAAGAGAUCAAAAUCAAUGUGGCUAAGGUCGUGGAGACGUUGAACAAGCCCAGCAUCACUAACGAGGACAUCCGAAUGAUUAAACCAGAGGAGCUGAAGUACGAAUAUCCAAAAAAGCCCUUCAUGACGACGCCAAGCUCUGUGGUCUAUAAAGGAGAAUAUCGUGGAUUCACAGUGGCCAUCAAGAGAUACACUGACCCAGUGGACACCAGCCCAGGGGAGGUGCAAUCCAUUUUCAAAAAGGAAGUCGACACCAUGAAGCGCUUUGAGUCGCCCAACAUCCUGAGAAUGUUUGGUAUCUGUGUCCAGGAUGAGAACGGAUCCACACCUCAGUUCCUCAUCAUCAUGGAGUACUGUAAGAAAGGAAGCCUUCGACAGGUCCUGGACUCUCCUGCCUAUAAACUGUCCUGGAUCAAGAAAGCUCGCAUGUGUCUGGAUGCAGCGCAAGGACUCUAUCGACUGCAUCAAACAGAAGAAAAAAGUAAGGUCCACGGGUGCAUCAACAGCAGCAAGUUCCUGGUGGCAGAAGGCUACAGAGUCAAGCUGGGAGGAUUUGAGCUGGCGAAAACCGAGACGUCACUGAAGAAAUUGACGAGGGACAAGGAUAUGAAGUCCUUAUGCUAUUCCUCUCCCCAGGCACUCAGCAACAUCAACCACAUAUACAGCAAAGAGUGCGAGAUGUACAGCUUCGGAAUCGUCUUGUGGGAGGUUGCAACACGCAAAAAACCUUUCCAAGGUUAUAAAAAUGAACAAAUCUAUCAGCGAGUCUGCCAAGAGAAAUACCAAGAGCCACUGCCCGAUGACUGCCCUAAAGCACUGGGAGAUCUGAUCAACGCCUGCCGUGCUUAUGAUAGCUUCGAGAGGCCGUCUGCUGGAGUGUUGGUGGAUAAGCUGCGCAGUGUGGUGGCACAGUUAGAGGAGCAAUAAAAGCCAUCAACUGCCCAUUUGCUGGUUAGGAUCAUCCUCAUGAGAAAAAAAAGUGGAAAAUAUACAGUAACAUAUUCCAGUAUUUUCUUGAGUGCACUGGUGACAUGGGGGAAAAAAAGGAAAUAACACACAGGGAAUUAUGUCAUGAGAAAGAAAAAGUAAAUAAAAUGAUUUUUGCUAUGAAAAAGACAUUAAAAUUGUAAUAUUAAAUUGCACAUUUGGUUUUGAAUACACUUAUUUUGUGAGGGUUACAGCAUCUUAUUCAGGUUUAUGUUGGGGAGCUGUAAAGCUCCCCAACAUAAACCUGAUUGCCAUGGAUUAAAUGACUGGUAAUCCAUGUGGAUUGGAGGCUCCCCUGGUCACCUGAUUCCUCAUCACCACAUGGAGUUAUUGUGCAGACAGCCCUUGUAGAGUUGUGUUAUGGGACGUCAUCCUGUUAGAAAAGUAAUGAUCCUCUUCAUUCUCUACAUCCUCCCCCUUGGCCAGAUCAUCCGUCAACAUGGACUCCAUUUCCACUGUUACGCCGACGACAUCCAAUUGUAUAUCUCCACCAAAACCAUCACCAACACCACCAAAUCCACACUCAGCAACUGUCUCAUAGAAAUUAAAUCAUGGAUGCAAACAACAUCUUCAACUGAACAGUGACAAUUCAGACAUAAUCAUCAUUGACCCCUUGUCCCACACCAAAGCCAGUCACAACUUCUCCCUCACCUUCUAUAACUGCACUCUGUCUCCCUCAUCACACACCCGUAACCUAGGAAUCACCUUCGACAGUAAGCUAAGAACAUAGCCCGUCUCCACCCCUCACUCACCUUCUCUGCUGCAGAAACCGUCAUCCGUGCAUUUAUCACAUGCAGAUUGGACUACUGCAACAGCAUCCUCUGUGGUUCACCAUCCAAACUCUUCUGUAAACUGCAAUACAUCCAGAACUCAGCCGCACGCCUGCUCACCCACACCCGCUCCAGAGACCACAUCACUCCCAUCCUCCAUGACCUGCGCUGGCUGCCCAUCAGUCACCGCAUACAGUUCAAAAUCAUCCUCCUCACACACAAAGCACUUAACAACAUGGCCCCUCCCUUGACCUCCGCUCAUCUGAAGGAAACUUCCUCACGCCACCCACAAGGACCAAGCACCAAACCUGGGGAGAGAGAGCCUUUUCCAUUGCUGCCCCCUCCCUCUAAAACUCACUCCCUAAACCCAUCCGUACAUGCACACACUUCCCAACGUUCAAAUCAAUGCUCAAAACACACCUUUUUAAAUUAGCUUUUAAGAUAUAAUUUCUGUGUGUUUUAUACUGUUCUUCUGUGUUUUUUUUAUAUGUUCUAAAGUGUUCUGCACAGACGUUGUGGUAUAUAAUUUCAAAAUGUUCCCUUUGCUGUUCAGUGUUAUGUUGCAAUUUUUACUAUAACAGUGUGACCCCUAGUGCACAAAUCACAAAUAGGAGUUUCUUUUGUUGGAAAAUUGCCGCCUUCUAUUUUUGCACCACAUUGGACCCAUUUGAAGCCUGGUUUUGGCCCCUAUGCCAUAUCUUAAAUAUAAAUGAAUAAAUAGAUAAAAUGAAUGAGGACUGGAAAUGAUUUACGCACGUGUUUUCAGGAAAUUAUAUUUAAAAACACAUGCUCACAUUACUGUAAAGAUGAAAUGUUAACAUCAUUUUGCUAUUGGUGUAACUUGUUUGAACCUCAAACAUCCUCUCUUUCAGAAAUGACCUGUUGAACGUUUACAAAGUUGUUAUUCAGAAGAUUCAACACUGUAGCUCUGUAGCCUUUUGGAGCAUUAACUCAACUUAAGCGUGUGAAGUGUAAAGGCUCCACCUAGAGGUUAGUGCACCAAAGCCCAAGGCCCUGCAACUAAAUGCUACUCUCAUGGCAAGUCUGAAAGUCUGUUGUUACUUUCACUUCACCUCAUCAUUUAGUUGUUGUGUUUGAUGUUAAUGAUCUUUGUGAAUAAAAAGGUAUUUGGUGUAGCCAAGUGAUGUUUAUAAGCUAAAAUAUUCCUUUCAAGUUGCAUUCCUUUGCAACAGUAUCACUUUUUUAUCUUUAUAUCUUUACAUUUCCAUGUCCUUCUUUUUAAUUUUUUUUUUUUUUA